AUGGCAGAAUCUUAUAUGAAAUAUGCUCCAAGUGCGCAUGCAGUUGGAGAAUCAUCAUCAGCAAGUGGAACAAAAGUUGUUAGUUUAGGACGGACUCGUUUACAAAGGGCUAAGGCACGAAAUACCUCUAGAUCAUCUUCAAAUACCUCUGGGUCAGCUAGUAUUAGAAUAACACGUUCUCAAAGUGCUAAGGAAUACGAAAUUAGUGGUUCUAAAAGUGUCAAGGAACCAGAAAUUGAUGUUUCUCAAAAUAAUAUAAAGACUACAAAAAAAAGGAAGGUUUCUGAAUCAACUAUUCAUAAGAGAAGACAUUCCGAAUCAUUUUUGAAGCUUAGUGCAAGUGAUAGACCAAUACUUGGCAGUAACUUCAAUUCUAAGAUUGUUAGCAAUUUGAAAACAAAAUUAUCAACAAUGCAACUUGAACUUUUUAAGUCAACUUGUUUUGGCUAUUUGUUGAAUUUGUCUAGUAUAAAACUGCAAACACAGUUAAUAUAUUAUUUGUUAACUAAGGAGGUUGAAAAAGGGAAUGUAAAUGAAAUGGCGUUUCUUGUCAAUGUGGUUAAGCUACGUUUUGGCUUGGCUGAGUUUGCUUGUGUAAGUGGAUUAAAAUGUACUGGUGAUGUACAAUUUUAUAGUGAAGCUACGCAAAAGAAUAAUCGUUUAAUUGCAAAGUACUUUAUGGAUUACCCUUCUAUUUCUAAAGAACACCUUGUGGAUUGUUUUCUUACAAAAACAUUUGAGUCUGAUGAAGAUGCUAUUAAGAUAGCAGUGCUAUUUGUUAUAAAUUCAUUCCUCUUUUCUAUUAAGAACACCAAACUGAUUGACAUGAAGUACUUGGACUUGGUUGACAAGAGUGAUUACAAUAGUUAUCCAUGGGGAAUAGAUGUAUAUGAGGAAACAAUAUGGUUCUAUGAAUGUUUUGAAUAUUUGCAUAAUUUUGUCGCUCAUCGGUGUCAAAAUACAUCUCCACCAAUUCUUCGAUGGAGUGUUACACGACAGCUAAAAUUUGAAGAGUUAAAUGACAAGCUAUAUGGCUUAUCUUCUGAGAAGUUGAAUUUAAGGAAUAUGUCUCUUGAGAAUGAGAUUGCGGAUAAUGUUGAUCAGAAACAUGUUAGUUCAGAUGAUGAUUUUGUUGAUCAUCCACUUGAGACUUUAAAAACACAAUACAAAAUGAUGACUAAUGUGAAUGCGAAAAGGCAGCGGAAAGCUUCUAAUGUUUUGGAGAAAAAGGGGAAAGAUGUUAAUAAUUUGAAGAAUCAGGGGAAAGCUACUAAUGAAAUAUCAAAAAUGAAAAGUAUCGAUGCUAAUGAUUUGGAGAAAAAGAUGAUAGACAAUUUUAAGAUUUUACAAGAUGGCCAAGUUGAAUUGAAGAAAGAAGUAUCAUCAUUGAGGAAGGAAUACAAGGAAGAACUAGUGGUUUUAAAAAAUAAUCUUGCUGAGAAAUUUGUUGAGGUGUUCAAUGCAAUUAAUUCAAUGAAGAAGAGCAUGUUAGAGCAUCACCACAAUGGAGAUGUGAAAAAAGAUGUAGAAGGUGAUAGUGAUCGGAAGCAGGAUGCAUUCAAUGAAAACAAAGAAGCAUCUGGUUUUGUUGAUGUUGGAAUUCCAUAUGAAGAUAAAUGGUUUGAAAUGUGUGAUUUAGAGGCUCAUAAAUUAACAGGUGAGCUUUGUAAACUAACAAGAAAUGAAGAUAUUCCGUCUGGUAAGAUGACUAAAGAGUCAUUCAAUGAAGAUGUUCCAGCUGUAGAGGUUUAUAAAAAAUCAUCAACUAAGAUGAUUCCAGAUCAUGAAUUUGAGAUGACUGACACUCAAAUUGAUUGUCAGAUUCAUAAAUUAACUUCCAAAUAUGUUAAUGAGUCCAUAGGUGUUGCUCCUGUAAUGACAACUACUCCAAAAUGCUCUACACCUGAAGAAGAUGUAGAGCAACAAGAAUUAAAAAACCUCUUGUACCUCGUGUUAUUAUUAAAAGGGGAUCACCCUUUUAAAAUAUCAAUUACUGAAGAAAUUCUUGUAUCAAUUAGAGAUGACGUUAGUAAGUUUGUUCAAACAAAGUUAAUCCAAACUCGCAGGAAGAAGGGGUAUGAAAAGAAGGAUGAUAUACUAGAGGAAGAGUUUGAUCUUGGAAUUGAAUUUAUAGCUAAGAAGACAUGA
Messenger RNA from Nicotiana tabacum (common tobacco), 2148 nucleotides. The record is from RefSeq and is a predicted model, not a curated record. NCBI's taxonomy places the organism in Eukaryota, Viridiplantae, Streptophyta, Magnoliopsida, Solanales, Solanaceae.